CCCGGCGCGGCGGAGCAGGCGGCGGCGGCCGCCGCCCUGCUCUACGACAUGAAGGGCUGCUACUCGCGGCUGCGGGCGCUGGUGCCCACGCUGCCGCGGCACCGGCGCGUCUCCAAGGUGGAGAUCCUGCAGCACGUCAUCGACUACAUCUGGGACCUGCAGCUCGUGCUGCAGCCGGGCGCCCCCUGCGCCGCCCCCGCCGGAGACCCUCCCGAGGCUCCGUGCAUGCCGGCUGCCGACCGCAUCCUGUGCCGCUGAGGCUGCUCCGCGCCGCCGAGGACUCUGCCCGUGUCUGGUCCGGUGCCUGAUCCGGUACCGUGGCCAGCCCGGCACCGAGGAGGCAGCAGUGCCUGUCUCAUGAUGGGACCGUGCUGCGGGUGGCCAGGUGGCCCUGCUGGGGCUGUGUUCCCGGCCCCGUGCCUUGUAUCCUUCUCAGAUUGCUGAGAGCAUUCCC
Messenger RNA from Nothoprocta perdicaria, 454 nucleotides. It is a transcript of the gene ID1, whose product is annotated as inhibitor of DNA binding 1, HLH protein. The annotation marks the transcript as partial. Gene Ontology annotation, cellular component: nucleus; cytoplasm. The transcript is spliced from 2 exons. Gene Ontology annotation, molecular function: transcription regulator activity; protein dimerization activity. NCBI's taxonomy places the organism in Eukaryota, Metazoa, Chordata, Aves, Tinamiformes, Tinamidae. Gene Ontology annotation, biological process: cell differentiation; circadian regulation of gene expression; negative regulation of transcription by RNA polymerase II. The record is from RefSeq and is a predicted model, not a curated record.